AUGUUUGGGAGGGUACCCAAGAAAAGUGAUAACACAAAGUGCCACGAAAUUCUGUGUUUCAGAAAUGCUUCACUGGAUGAUCUGAAAAGAGCCUAUAGAAAAGCAGCCAUCAAGAACCAUCCUGUGUCAAGGGUGGUUUUCCUGAAAAGUGUUCGUACAACAUUGGCUGUGUCAUUGGAUGAAAUUCCCCCAAAUGCACUUCGCCGGAAGUGUGACCGGAACUGGAGAGGAGGGUUCAGUCUAGGGGUAGAUCUGGGUAUGUCCCACACAGGCCUUGCGCUCAGCAAGGGCUUCUCUGUUCGACCGUUGACGGUUCUGGAGUUGAGAGGGCAAAAGCUUGAGCUUCGACUUAUUGACAUUGCUGAGAAGCAGGAGGUUGAUGAGUUCAUAGUAGGACUUCCUAAGUCUUCUGAUGGAAAAGAGACACCGCAGUCCAAUAAAGUUCGUUCUGUUGCUGGUAGGCUUGCUGUUCGAGCUGCAGAGAGGAGAAUUCUUAUGCUAAAGUGGGUUUGUGAUUACUUUUGGAGUUUCAUGUUUUCGUUCAUUCGGGAUUGUCAGGCUCAAAUGUAUAGAUAUGAUUGUGUACUUGCAGUUUUUCAACCUUGUUUGGUAUCUGAGUUCCAUUUAAAAUUUAGGGUUGUGAAUUAAGGACCUUUGGCUAUUUGUAUUCAUUUUCCGGAUAUGCAAUGGUACUUUGGGAAUUUGAAUUCAUUUGAGACAGAUGUUCUUGAAUACAUUGCUUUUCUGAUUUGUCAAUUCUGAAUUGAUUUGCUCAAAAUUCAGCUUGUAGAAAAGACAUAUAUAAUUCGAUUUUCUGAUGGGAUGUCAUGGACACCAAGAAUGGACUGUCUCAUAUGAAGGUUUUGGAAACAUUCGGGUGCAAAAAGGCAUAUGCUAUUGUAAACAUUAUGCUAAAACUUACACUAACAUAUAAAUGAUCAAGGAAGAACAGUAUCUAGAUCCAUGUCUCACGACAAGGGUUUGAGCUUAAGUGGUAUGACUUGCACCUCCCUAUGGUGUGGACAAGAAUUCAAGCCAGUACAGGCAUGGUGUGUGUUGUUGCCACCCCCAGACUAUUUAAUGUGGUGGGGAGAAAACUACAAUGGAAAAGGGGAUUUCUAUGUGUAACAAAGAUAAGAAUCAGCAAAAGUAAACUAGCAUUUUCUCUGAUGUCUGUCAAAUUUUAAUGCUUUGGGCUAUGUAAUAGAGUAGAACAUGAGGUUGUUCAUAUUGAUUUAAAGGUUGUAUUAUGAGUGGUUUAAUUCAAUAUAUGGCAGUUUGUACCGGUAUUUGUUAUCGGGGAAUGCCUGACCCAUUACUCAUGCAUUAUUGUAUACUUCUGGAUGGAUGAGAAGUCUGAAUCCUAGAGCCCGCUAAUGCAAAGUAUGUAUCACGUAACUAUCCAUAAGUUCUGAUAAAAAAAAAAACUGACCAUAAACCAUUUAAUUCAUGGAUUUGAUUCAUUUUGAUACAUUCUGUUGAAUGUGUAAAUGUUGGUUGGAGUGAAGAACCACAUACAUACUAUACUAUGAAAGUAUUAUUCAUAAAAUUGGUAAGACUUCCAUGGUUAGAAUUGAAAUUGUAAAUUGCUGCCAUCCUCAAUUUGUCUCUCAUCCUGAAAAAUAUAAUAUUGUAGGAUCCAGCCUGUUUUUGUCAAAUUUAAAACACUCUAAUUUGAGUUUCGAAGUCUAGUCUCAGCAUAGUUUCCAGUUGAUGUUUACAUCCUAUCUUCUUUGUACAAGUUAGAAUUCGAUGAAGUACAUUUGCAUAUGUGUAGUUGUGUACUAUAUACAUAUGAUCAAGUCAACAUGGGAUAUUUAGGGAUGAUGACAAUUGAUCAGCAUAAAGCUUGAAGCAUGAAAUAUUGUGAAAGAAAUGUUCAAAGUAAUUGAAAUCAUGGGACUGGUUGAUAUCAUCUGUAUAUUUUUGUCGUAUUGAAAAAUGAUAAGCAAACUUCUCAUUCAGAAAAAGAAAAAAUAGUCUGAAUUUUGCAUGUCGUUUCAGUUGUCCUGGUGGACGGGGAAGAAAGAAAUUCCUCAGAUUUGUGUGACUCACCUAUCGAUACAGGGAUCAAUCACACUUUGUGGAGUGUUGUAUAUUUAUAUUUUGGGAAAAGUUCUAGGAGGUAUAUAUCAUGCUUAAGUUCAUUCACUGAUUAUUUUUUUGCAAAAGAUUCCUCCUAUGGAAGCAUGAAAUGACAUCUGCUUGACAUUCAUAUUUGUUCUUCCUGUUAUUUUCUCUUGCAUCUAUUGCUAGCUAGACUCUUGGCUCAAUUUCUGUUAGAUUGACUACUUAAAUACAUUCCAAAAUAUAGGGGUUGGAGAAUGUACUUGCCGG
Molecule: messenger RNA, 2337 nt
Organism: Ilex paraguariensis (yerba mate)
Lineage: Eukaryota; Viridiplantae; Streptophyta; Magnoliopsida; Aquifoliales; Aquifoliaceae
Source: the annotation of a GenBank genome assembly